Molecule: messenger RNA, 801 nt
Organism: Cordyceps militaris CM01
Lineage: Eukaryota; Fungi; Ascomycota; Sordariomycetes; Hypocreales; Cordycipitaceae
Product: SCF complex subunit Skp1
Exons: 6
Coding region: 1-801 (266 amino acids)
Biological process (GO): SCF-dependent proteasomal ubiquitin-dependent protein catabolic process; mitotic cell cycle
Cellular component (GO): cytoplasm; nucleus
Molecular function (GO): cullin family protein binding
Source: RefSeq, a predicted model, not a curated record
AUGGUUUGGCGGUCCUUGGGCCAAGUUCAUGACUGGGAAAACAAAGCGGCCUUGCUUCACGGCUUCAGUUUGGCAUUACCACAACAGAGGAGGUACUUGGGUAGGACAAAUGAGGAGCCUGCAUCUGCGCUACAACCAGGUAGCCACCGUCUCACGAUUUUUUUCUUGCCCCUUCCCUCCCUUAUCCAUCAACGCAUCGACCAAUCUGCCAUUUUCAAUACACACAAAACACUCAACUUAUCUCUCUCACCACUCUCGCCCCGUCCUAUUUUUACCCUCGACGCAAAAAUGUCCGACGCUCCCAAGCUUCAGAAGAUCUGGCUGAUCUCCAACGACGGUGCCACCUUGGAAGUUGAUCGUAUCGUCUGCGAGCGCUCCAUGCUCAUCAAGAAUAUGCUCGAGGAUAUCGGCGAUGGCGCUAUCCGCGAAGACAACCCUAUUCCUAUUCCCAACGUAAACGAGGCUGUUCUGCGCAAAGUUAUUGAAUGGUGCGAGCACCACCGCAACGAUCCUGCCCAGGCCGCCGACGAUGAGUCGGACGCCCGGAAGAAGACCACCGAUAUCGACGAGUGGGACCAAAAGUUCAUGCAGGUGGACCAAGAGAUGCUCUUUGAGAUCAUUCUCGCCUCCAACUACCUGGAUAUCAAGCCCCUCCUCGACGUUGGCUGCAAGACAGUCGCCAACAUGAUCAAGGGCAAGUCUCCCGAGGAGAUCCGCAAGACCUUCAACAUCACGAACGACUUCACCCCCGAAGAGGAGGAACAGAUCCGCCGUGAGAACGAGUGGGCCGAGGACCGAUAG